AUGGAUUCACUAAACAAUUAUAAGUCAACCCAAAUAAUACUAAGUAAUGAUAGUACUUUAAAUAAAGAUGAUCAAACUACAACUCAGAUAAUAGAUAAUCAAUUGAUUGCUAAAGAUUCGAACAAUGAUAUGUCACCAUCAAUAUUGGGAUUAAAUAUAAGUAAUAAUUUUCUAAAUCAAUUAAAUGAAACUAGUACCAGUAAUGAAGAAGUAAAUAACAAUAACUUAGAUUUAAGUAUAUUAGAUAAAAUCAGACAAAGAUUAUUGGGUCUGACUUCGAAUGAUACUACAAAUUUAAAUGAUACUCAACCAAUCAAUAAUGAAGAUACCCAAAAAAUAGAUGAAACACCACAAUCCAAAUCAUCAUUUCAAUUAUUACCUCAAUUAGAAGUUGAAGAAAGUGAAUAUCAAGUAAAUCAACCUACUCAGAUAACUUCAAAAAAGUCUGAUGUACAACCAACUCAAAUUUUAGAAACAACAAAAGAUAGUCAACCACUCACACAACUUAUUGAUAGUCAUAAUACAGUUUCUACUCAGGUAAUAGACAGUGACAACCCAAAUUCAGAUUCCAAUACAAAAAAAUCUGACUUAAAUGAUCUAUUCAUUUCUGAUGAAUCUGAUAAUGAUGAUUCUUCUAAUCAGCCACUUACAAAAGAAGAAAGAUUAAAAAGAAUUACUGAAUUAGCAGAACAAAAGAGAAAAGAAAGACUUGCAAAAGAACAAGAGGAAGAACUUUUGAACAAGGAUUUAACUAAAGGAUCACUAACAGAUGAAGAGGAUGACUUAAAUAAUGAAGCUAAUGAUACUGUUGUUUCAUCUCAUAUGAAAAAUGAUGGAUUAUCUACAAAAGAUCUUGAAAAAGCUCAAGAAUUUUUAAAUAUUCAAAAAAGACAAAUUGAUAUUAGACCUGAUUUUGAAAGAAAACAAGUUUUUACAAAAGAUAAAUUUUUGAAUUUAUUUUCAGAUUCCGAAGAUGAUGAUGAAAUUGAUAUUGAGUUCAACAAAACUAAAAAUCCAGCAAACUCCAACCUUUUAAAACCAUCAUCACCAGUUCAAGAUUUUAUAAAGUCCAGUCCAACAACUUCACCAAUAAAAGAUGAUGUUUAUGAUUUAUUUAAAGCUCCAUCAAAAACACAAACUAAAAAUCCAUUAGAAUUAUAUGCACAAAGAUUAAAACAAAAUUUAGGAAGUUCACCUACUACUACCUCCAAAGUCAUAAAUUUAGAUUCUGAUUCAGAUAUAGAGAUUGGUAAUUCAUCAUCUCCGAUUAAAUCUACAACUCAGUAUAAAACUAAAAUUUCAAAUCAUGCAAAAGAAUUGAAUAAAAUUCCUGAAUUGUCAAAAGAACAAAAGUUUCUUAUAAAGCAGAAAUUUAUGAAAAAGAAAUACCAAGGUACAAAGCAACUAAAAUCAAAAGACUUGGAUUUGAAGAAUAAGCAACAUAAAGAGUUUUUAAAACUGUUACAUAAAAGAAACUUAGAUCAAUUGAAAACCAAUAGAUUAAAUGAUCAUGAAUAUCAAGUACUAGAAGAAUUUGAGAAAGAGGAGGAGUCAUUAUCAUCAUUGUUGGAAAGAGAAAUGGAAAGAAAUAGAAAUAUUAGAAAGAAAGAGAAACUACAAGAAAGGGCUAAAUUAGCUUUAUUAGGUAAGAAAUUGGGUAUGAAAAUGGUUGAUAGUGAUGGUGAGGAAGAGUAUCAAGAAGAUGAUAAUGAAGUUGCUGAUUCUGAUGUACCUGAAAGUGAUUAUGACUCUGGUGAUUAUAAUGAUCAACUGGGGGUAGAUAUAUCCAACAAAUCUGAGAAUGAGGAUCAGGGAUUAGAAGAUCAAGAAAAAGAAGAUCAUCUGGAUAAUAUGAAUCCAAAUCAAUUUGACGAUGAUCAUCAUUUCAUUGAGUCGCUUCAUCCAAAAGACGGAGAAGAUUCAUUCAUGUCUGCUCAAAGUGAAGUUGACUUAAAGGGACAAUUACCAAAUUUUAAAGAUUUAACUCAAUCACAAACUCAGCAUGAAACCCAAUUCGAUGCUCCCACUCAAGUGGAUACUUCUUUAUUAAACAUCGAUAAUGCAAAUGAUCUUGCAGAAACUCAAAUAAUUAAGCAAGAAACUGAUAAAGUAAACAAUUAUUAUGAUGAUGAAGAUGAUGAUAUUAUUACUCCUGCAAAUGUGAAGAAGGGGCGUAAAUCUUUGCAUAAUAGAAUGACAAAAAUUAAACAAGAACAACAUCUGGAUAUCGAAGAAGAAAAUGAAGAUGAAGAUGAUCCAGAGGUAAUACAAAGAAAAAUCAAAGAAUACGAGCAAAGAAUAAGAAUGAAAGAAUUAAAAGCAAGAAAAAGAAGGAAGGAAAUGGAAAGGAAAGGAUUAAAAACUAUGCUUGAUGGCGAAGCAGAAGAAUCUGAAGAUGAAUGGAAAGGAUUAGGUGGUAUUGAUGGGGAAUUUAGUGAUGUUGCAAAUUCAGAAGAUGAAAAAAUGAUUGAUAAUGAUUUUAAUAUUGAUUUACAAAAUGAUGAAAUUAGACAGAAGUUUAUGGAAGAAUAUCAAAUUAAAGACCAAAAAGAAUUAGAAAAGUUAUUAGAUGAUAUAAAGAAUCAUAAAUUAAUUAAAAGAGUUGGUCAAAAUAAUGGAUUAGAUAUUGAAUUAAGUGAUGAAGAAGAUCAACUAUUAUCAGCUUAUAGAAAACAAAAAUUAAUUGAACAACAAGCAAGAUUAUUACAGAAUAAAAAAUUACAAGAAUUAAGUAAAAAUGAAAAAUCAAAAGCAUUUUUUGAUACAAUUCAAGAUAAACAUGAAGUUAUAAAAAUUGAUAGUGAUAGUAGUGAUGAUGAUGGAGAUGUUGAAGAAAUUGCAAAUCCAUUUAAAAAUGAUGAAGAGAAUGAAAAUACUGAAAAUGAAGAAGCUGAUUCACUAGAAAAAGAAGAACCAAUUAAAAAGACAAUCAAAAUUGAAGAAUCUUUUGUUCAAAAUAAAUUAUCAUUUUUGAAUUAUAGCAUAUACGAUGAUGAUGAUGAAUCAAGUUAUCAAAGAAUACAAAAGAUGUCAAAUCACCAAUAUGGAAUAUCUGAAGAUGAAGAAGAUGUAGUUGACAUUAAAGCACUAAGAUCUAAAAGUUCGCUAAAUCAAUGUCAAUUAGUAACAAUAGAAUCAGUGGAAGAAAUAAACAAUAAGAGAAAAUUAGAUCAAGAUCAAGAAACAGAUAUAGAUUCAGACGAUAAUGAAUUUUUACCAAUUUUCAAAAAACCAUCAAUUACAAAAUCGUUCAAGUCAUUUCAUGAACAACAAGGUGACUCUUUUAAAAAUGGUAAACAACAUUUUACAGGUGUUACAAUAAGUAGGCAAUAUAAAGUUGUAUCAGGUUCAAAAGCUUCUAUAACAUAUAAUUUAUCAAAAAACAAUAAUACCAAAAAAAUCAAGAGUUUAAAAGAACAAAGAAUUGAAAAAAAUUUAAGAAGUUCUUCAAAUCAUUCACUGAUUUUUUCAAAUUCUGAAUUUUAA
Messenger RNA from Lodderomyces jiufengensis, 3486 nucleotides. RefSeq names its product chromatin-modulating protein (gene GIN1). NCBI's taxonomy places the organism in Eukaryota, Fungi, Ascomycota, Pichiomycetes, Serinales, Debaryomycetaceae. The record is from RefSeq and is a predicted model, not a curated record. Gene Ontology annotation, biological process: mitotic DNA replication checkpoint signaling; activation of protein kinase activity; mitotic G2 DNA damage checkpoint signaling. Gene Ontology annotation, molecular function: anaphase-promoting complex binding. Bases 1 to 3486 code for a protein of 1161 amino acids. The transcript has a single exon.